AUGGCUCUUGGGAUGGCUGAGGUUGCAUAUUUCUUGUAUAGACAUGCCAUGAGGUAUAAUUCAACAAGUCCUAAGUGGUUUAAUAGAGAUAGGUUUGUUUUGAGUGCUGGACAUGGAUGCCUUCUCCAGUAUGUUUGCCUUCAUUUUGCUUCUUUCCAAUCUGUUCAGAUUGAAGACCUUAAAUGCUUGUGUAAGCUUGGAAGCCAGACGCCUGGGCAUCCAGAGAAUGUAGUGACACAAGGCAUCGAAGUCACAACCGGAUAUGAAUUGUGUUGGAUUUUUCAUUGUAGGAUACGACGAUAUUAUUGUUUUCUCAGCAACCAUGAUCAGCAUGGUAUAUUCAAUUUCCAAUUUUUGUGUCACACUACAGGCCCUUUGGGACAAGGUGUUGCGAAUGCAGUUGGUCUUGCUUUAGCAGAAGCUAACUUAGGUGCAAGAUAUAAUAAGCCUGAUGUUGCCGUUGUUGAUCACAGAACGUAUUGCAUCAUGGGUGAUGGCUGUUCUAUGGAAGGCAUAUCAAACGAGUCUGCAUCCCUAGCUGCACAUUGGAAGCUGCACAAGCUUACAUUGAUAUAUGAUGAUAACCAUAAUACUAUCGAUGGUAGCACUGACCUUGCACUUUCAGAAGACAUAUCGGCACGAUUUGAAGCUCUAGGAUGGAACACUAUCACUAUGGAUAACUCUGAAGGAAAUUUAGACGCAUUCAAGAAUGCAUUGAUCUCUGCACAUAGUGAGACCAGAAAACCAACUUUCAUCCGGGUGAAAACAAUUAUAGGGAAAUUGUCAAAAAAGGAAGGAACAUCAAAGGCUCACCAUGGAACCUUUGAUGAUGAUGAUGUAAAGCAAAUGAAACAGAGAGUUAAAUGGGAUGAUAGAGAACCUUUCCACGUCAUUCCUAUGGUUUACAGGGAAACGCGAGCACAAACAGAUAUCGGUGGAAGGUUGGAGCAGGAGUGGCAUUCUAAACUUAAUUAUUACCAAAACAAAUAUCCUGAGGAAGCUGCAGAAUUCAAGCUUCUUCUUGCUGAUAGGAUGCUUCCUGGCUGGGAAAGCUCAUUACCGAAAUGGUCCAUGUCUGAUCCAGUGGAUUCCACCAGAGGAUAUUCAGGGAAGUGCUUGAAUACACUCGCUAAAGUGCUUCCAGGACUUAUUGGGGGUAGUGCAGACCUUGCCAGCUCAAAUCAAGCCUAUCUCCAUAAUUUGGGAGACUUCAAGCAGCCCGAUUCCCCAUGGGGGCGAAACAUUAGGUAUGGAGUCCGGGAACAUGCAAUGGCUGGAAUUUCCAAUGGACUUGCGUUGCACGGUGGAGGGCUGAUACCAUUUGCAGCAACUUUCCUUGUUUUCUCAGAUUACAUGAAGAACUCUGUCAGAUUGUCUGCUCUUAGCCAUGCUGGAGUCCUCUACAUUUUGACCCACGACUCAGUCGGAAUAGGCGAGGAUGGACCAACUCAUCAACCAAUUGAACACCUUGCUGGUCUUCGAGCGAUUCCCCACUUGCUGCUCUUCCGACCUGCUGAUGGCAAAGAGACUGCUGGAGCCUAUAAGGUGGCCAUUGAAAACCGAAGUGUACCAAGCCUUCUUGCAUUAUCAAGGCAAAAGGUGGCAGCGAAUGUGGAAGGAACAUUGGCUGAUGCAGUACGGAAAGGCGGUUACAUUGUUAGCAACAAAUCUGAGAAGGAGCUACCGGAAAUCAUAUUGAUUGGCACUCGAUCAGAGCUGUGUUUGUGCGAAGCCAGCGCAAACGUGCUUAGAAAAGAAGGGACAAGAGUAAGAGUCGUUUCACUUGUGUGUUGGAGACUUUUCGAUAGGCAGCCAAGGGAUUACAAGGAGUUUGUUUUACCAUCGAGUGUAUCAAAACGUGUUAGCGUGGAGGCAGGCUCACCCUUAGGGUGGAAGGAGUAUGUCGGAGAUGAAGGCAUUGUUAUGGGGAUUGAUGACUUUGGUUCUAGCGGACCAUAUUCAGAAGUAUUCAACAAGUAUGGUUUCACAGAGGAAAAUGUGACCAAAACUGCAAAAUCUUUGCUUACCAAGUGAAGCUCUAUUACCACACACACAUAUAUUGAGAGAUAGGCAUAAAUCAUUCCCCUUUUUCUUCUAUUUUAUGAGUAAUGAAUGACUCAAUAGUCAUUACUCCACUUUCAAUUCUCAUUUGGUUUCUUCCCAAGGAUGGAGAUGGUAAGAACUCAACAAAAGCUUAGAGGCUUUAACAUCUCAGCCAACAACAUCGCUCAUAUUUCCAGUUCAUAAUCAAUUGCUACACAGCAUCAAAUGCCAAAGGGUUUUUUUAAUGUCUAUAGAAAGAAAGAAAAACACACACAAGAAUCUCAGUAAUUGUGAGGUUGAAGGCUAAUGGGAAGUCCUUGAAGAGGGGUAGGCAUUGGAUCAUAUAUAAAUUUUUCAUUUGGAAUAAGUAAUUUCCAAGUAAAUUUCCUGAUUAAGACGUGCAGAAAGACGAGCAUCUAUAUAUGGUGCAGGUCCAGCUUCUUCAAAUCUUGAUGGUUCCAACCUCGUUGGAUUGGGGAAAAUCUCUGGAUCCAAACUUGUUAAACCAGUAUUCCAGUACAACUGCUCCAACAUAUAUGAGUUUAAGAAACUAUUUUUAUAAUCA
Messenger RNA from Solanum tuberosum (potato), 2608 nucleotides. RefSeq names its product transketolase, chloroplastic-like. The transcript is spliced from 7 exons. Gene Ontology annotation, cellular component: cytosol. The record is from RefSeq and is a predicted model, not a curated record. Gene Ontology annotation, molecular function: transketolase activity. NCBI's taxonomy places the organism in Eukaryota, Viridiplantae, Streptophyta, Magnoliopsida, Solanales, Solanaceae. Gene Ontology annotation, biological process: pentose-phosphate shunt. The coding region runs from base 1 to 2034 and encodes 677 amino acids.